AUGGGGGGUAACACGGGAAGAAGUGACCACAAAGCUAAUGGUAAUUCUGCUGCUUUCCGCACCGAUAGCGCCAUCUCUGGCGGCCGCUUUGGUGCCGAGAGGCAACUGCAGAGAUGGGUCCCUGAUGAUGCCGACACGUUCGACGUGACAUUGGAGAGAUCCAAGGAUGGCGGUCACUGGGACCAAUUCGAAGAGAAUGAGCGCCGCUUUGGUAUCAAGUCGGACUACGACGAGAACAUCUAUACUACACAAAUCAACAGGAGCCAUCCUCAACACAAAGAGCGCAUGGCGGCUGCGGACAAGAAGGCUCGCGAGAUCGAGCGCAGCGCCGCCGCCACAGCCCACGUUGCGGAGGAGCGGAUCAUGGAUUUUGUCGGAGGCGACAACAAAGAUGACGAGGAGGACAAAUACAGUGGCGUCAAGCGGCAGGACUUUCCUCCUCUGCCUGGCAGCAGAGAAAACAAGUAUACUCCUCCAGCUCGUCGCGCGCCCGCCGGCGCCUCGACUGUGAAAGGGGCCCCGGUCGACCCUGCCAUCAUCUCAUCCCAGCUCAAAGCCCCCGCCAAGACGUCGCCUGCACCCAAGGUGGAUGAGAGCAAGAGCAAAGUGCCCAAACCCGAGACUGCUCCUGCGCCGAUACCGCCCAAGGCUACAGAGGCAAAGCCGGAGCCGAAGGAGGAUGCCCAAGCGAAGCCUACCGACGUCAAAGCUGCAACUCAGGCAGCUGUGCCGCUGAAGACUACGCCUGCAGCUGGUCGUACAGUCUCUCCCCAGGGCAAAGAAGCUGCUCCCAGCGCUACCUCUACCGUGGAGAGAGAUGUGCUCAAGGAGUUCAAAACAUUUGCAAACCAGCAACGCCUCAACGCGGAGAAGGCUCGCAGUACCAAGGCCAAGGCUGACAAAGAGGUUAAACUGACUGAGCUGAAGAAGUUUGCGGACAGCUUCAAGCUGCCCACCUUGGUCCCUGUUGAUUUGAUCCCGAUCAUCGCCAAAGACCCUGCGAAGCAACGCGAAAUUCAAGAGAAAGCCCAGCGGGACGUUGACCUGAUGGCCAAGCGAAAAGCAGACGAGGUCGCUGCGAAAGAGAAGAAGGCCUCCAUCAGUAAGGAGACGCCUGCCGCUACUGCUGUUGCAAGUUCGACGGAGCCCGCCAACACUACCACCAACAAUGCAAAGCAGCCAGCUCGGGCUUCAGGUGUACCGAGCAAUGCUCAGCCACCUGCGGGACAGCAGCCUCGUCACCAGAACAACCGCGCAAGCUAUGCCCCUCCUUACAACCAGUACCAGGGUGGGAACCGACCUGGCCCUCCACACAUGCAAGGUGGACGUCAGUCGGGCGGCUUGUCUGCGCGUAUUCGCAACAUGGAGCAGCAAAAGGCUCAACAAUCCAUGAUGCAAGGGGAUUUGCGCAUGCCUCCCACCGGACCCUCGAACACUGGCGCUCCCGCAUACAACCGCCCAAUGCCUUCGAUGGCUAACCACAUGGGCGGCAAGUUGAAUCCCAACAGCCAUGAGUUCCGACCUAGUCCAUUUGCCGCAAGCUUCAGCCCCAAUGGGCAUCCAAGUGCCACCUCGAGCCCUCGUUCGGGGCCGAACAACGCGCCUGAGGCCCAAUCCGCAACUGGUUCUGCUCCGUCUCUCGUUGUCGUCACGAGAAAGAGGAAGGCUGUCGACUCGAAGAAGUGCGUGAUCUUGUCCUUUGUCAAGACCGUUGCCCCUCCAGAGAAUAAGAACUGGAACGAGAACGAUGGACUACGGCCAUCCUACGACACACUCCCUACGUGGCGCACAAUUGCGGACAACGAGAAGGCCGACUCGACCAUGCACAUGACCUACAACGAGUACCUAGAGAAGCAGCCUUUCGCGGCCCAGCCCACUCCAAACACUGGCCAUGCCAUGCCACAGCUGGCGCAUCAGCACCAGCUCCCGUUCCAUCUGCAGCACGGAGCCCAUAACUAUGGCCCGCGACACUCCCCGCAUGUUCCGCCUGUACAGAUGCACGGCGGCCACCAUGGCCCUGGAGCGCAUGUCCCGUUCAAUGGGAGCGACGAUCAUCGGAUGAUGCACUCAAACUCUACGCAGUCAUACUCGUCACCUAGAAUGGGACAGGUGCCAAUGGCCCAUCCUCCCAACAUGAACUCGCCUGGCCAGAUGCCAUAUAACCAGCCUGGUAUGCCGCAAUUCAUGGGUGGUGGGCAGCCUGGAAUGAAUCAAUUCAGUCGCAGCUUCUCCAACAACGGCUCAUACAUACCCCAGCCAGGGGCUAUGGGUGGGCCUAUGAUGAUGCCAGGCCAGUUUAUGAACCCACAGGGGAUGGUUGGCCCUCCUCAGAUGCACAUGUACCAGUCUGGACACCCGCAGUUCAUCCCACCAGGCUCUGGACCCCCACAGCAAAUGCCUGGUGCGAACGGCUACCCGAGCCCCGGCAGACCGUCGGCACCCAUGAUGGUCCACCAAGGCUCUCAGCAGGGUCAGCAGGUGUACGGAAUGAGCCCUGGCAUGCAUUACCAGCAGCCGGCCUUUGCGCCGCAACAGCAAGGUCCCAUGAAUCCUUCACGUGGUUACAACAAUCAAGGCCCGCAACAUUUCGGCACAAGCCCGUCACAGAUGCAUCAUUAUGGACCCCAGCGGGGCUCAAAUACCAGCUUCAAGAACUCCCCAUCUCAUAACUCGCCUGGGACACAGAGUGGACAGCCCACACCGCCGGCACAAAGCCGAGCACCGGAGGCUCCUGGAGAGACGAAGUGA
Microdochium trichocladiopsis is the source of this 2748-nucleotide messenger RNA. RefSeq lists its product as uncharacterized. The coding region runs from base 1 to 2748 and encodes 915 amino acids. The transcript is spliced from 4 exons. The record is from RefSeq and is a predicted model, not a curated record. Lineage: Eukaryota; Fungi; Ascomycota; Sordariomycetes; Xylariales; Microdochiaceae. Gene Ontology annotation, cellular component: cytoplasmic stress granule. Gene Ontology annotation, molecular function: RNA binding. Gene Ontology annotation, biological process: cytoplasmic stress granule assembly.